Messenger RNA from Saccostrea echinata, 2583 nucleotides. RefSeq lists its product as uncharacterized. The record is from RefSeq and is a predicted model, not a curated record. The transcript is spliced from 2 exons. Gene Ontology annotation, cellular component: chromatin; nucleoplasm. The coding region runs from base 61 to 1746 and encodes 561 amino acids. Gene Ontology annotation, biological process: positive regulation of DNA-templated transcription. Lineage: Eukaryota; Metazoa; Mollusca; Bivalvia; Ostreida; Ostreidae. Gene Ontology annotation, molecular function: protein binding; zinc ion binding; ubiquitin-protein transferase activity.
UAUCAAGAAGACAGCCGCCAUCUUACUAUUUAAAGUACAUUCAGAUACACAUCUUAAAUAAUGGAUCCCCACACCAGUGCCCAGGACGUGAUGCGAUGUGACCUGUGUGAGACCGCUGUGGUACAGAUGCACUGUGAUACAUGCUUUGUCAACCUGUGUAAGGCCUGUGUGGGAGAACACAUUUCUGCUGAUCUCUCAAAACCUCAUAAAAUUGUUGAUUUCAAGGAUAGAAAAUCCACUCCUCUCUAUCCUGGAUGUACAACCCAUUUUAAAGAAAGAUGUCAGAUGUACUGUAAACAAUGUGUCAUUUCUGUCUGCACUAAGUGCAUUGUAUCUGAUGAACAUCUAGGUCAUAAAUUAUCAGAAAUAGGUCAAAUUAUUGAUGAAAAAAGGAACAGCAUCGUUCAAGAACAAACUGAAUUAAAUGAAGCAAUUUAUCCAACUUACAAGGGCAUUGCCUCUGAUGUACAAAACAGAAUGAGUCAGUUAGAAAAGAAAUUUGAAGAUCUUUCAGCAUCCAUUACAAAACAUGGAGAGGUCUGGCACAUAGAAAUUGACAUUAUUGUCAAGAACCUUAAAGCUGUAGUUGACAAGCUGAAAAACAAACAAUUAGAAACACUUCAGAAACAACUGAAUGAAACGGAACAGAAAAUUUCUAAAAUUGGGGAAGAAAUUAAAUUACUUGAGAAUGCCAUAGACUCUAAAGACAUUUCCAAACUCCUUAGCUUUAAAUCCAACUUAGAUGAAUAUAGAGAACUUCCACAAAAAAUUAUGCCUUCUUUACCCGUUUUCUCGCCAAAAAGAAUCCAAGGAGAUCAAAUUCGUAAAUUGUUUGGAGUUUUAACAUCACAUUCAUUAACUUCAGAUAAACAUGGAUACAGCUUAAAGAUAAAUCAAAAAUCAACAGAAGCUGGAUCCUCCCCACCAGUCAAACGUCUGCUGGAUAAACCGGAGACUGUCACUACCAUAGACACUGGGUAUAGAACUAGCCUUUACAAUGUGGCCUGUCAGUGUGAUGAACAAAUCUGGACAAGUGGAGAUGACAACACCAUGAAACUCUUCAGCAUUAAUCUUAGCUCAGUACUGAAGUCAAUCAGAACCAAUUUGUCACCCUUCUUUCAAGCUGACAUAGCAGUGACAAAAAGUGGAGAUCUAGUUUACACUGAUCAUAAUGAUAGAACUGUGAACAUUGUGAAAAAUGAGAAGACAGAGAAGGUGAUCAGACAACUGAAGUUGAAACCUGAUGGUAUCUGCAGCACCUUCUCUGGUGAUCUGCUAGUUAUUAUGAACAGUGGUGAUUACAAAGAAUCAAUAGUUGUCCGUUUUUCUGGUUCCACAGAGAAACAAACCAUUCAGUUUGAUGAUACAGGUAAACCUAUCUAUUCCUCUGGUUUUUAUCACAGGCAUAUAAUUGAGAACAGGAACCUGGAUAUCUGUGUAGCUGACAGUAAAGCUGUAGUGGUGGUCAAUCAGGCUGGGAAAAUGAGAUUCAGGUACACUGGACAUAAUCCUGCUCCAAAGAACAACCCAUUCAGUCCACGAGGAAUCACCACAGACAGUCAGAGUCACAUCCUUACAGCUGAUUAUUACAAUGACUGUGUCCACAUCAUAGACCAGGAUGGACAGUUCCUUCGUUACAUAGACUGCGGACUGAGUAAUCCGCAUGGACUGUGUACGGAUGCAAAUGACAAUCUGUUUGUUGCUGAAUGUACAAACAAACAAGUGAAGAAAAUCAAAUACAUGUAAUUAGUGUUUGGACAUACUACUAUAUUUUUGUCAUAGUUUUUAAAGGGGCAGGGACACAGAUUUGAAGCUCAUAUUUUCUAUAAAAAAAAAAAAAAAAAAAAAAAAAAAAAAAAUUAAUAUAAUCAUGACUUAUAUGUUGCUAAAGUAUUUCACACCGAAAUAUAUUAAAAGCGUGUUUAGAAACUUCUUUUAUCUGGAAAUUAUUAAAACUACGAAUUUCGGGAAGCGUUUGAUUGACACACAUCGUUGCACUUUCACGAAGUAAAUCUUAUCCUUAAUAUAUGUAUUGUGUAUUAAUGAAAAAUAUUAAAACUACAAUCCAGAAAGUUCAGAGUAGAAAUGCCAGAAAGCAAUACCAACUCACCGGUAUUGUUAGUCCGUGCUCAGUGAUGUGUGCAGACCAAACAAAUUGAACACACCCUGUAAAACUUAAACACCAACAAUAACAGAGCUCGUGCCCUGUUUACAAACACAGGUGUUUGACUUGAAGUUAUGAAGAAUGUCGUUGUCAUUGAAUUCUAAGAAUAUUCAUGUAAGAUCAAUUCAUUAAACUGAAGUUAUUUUUUGGAUAAAAAUAGAAAUUUAAAAUGUAAUUAAUGCAACUGUGUCCAGGCCCCUUUAAUCAGUUGAUGCAUUCACAAGUCUACACUAUCACUGCACAGAUUUUAAGUGUAAGACUUAGAAUAAAUGUAUCAAUAUUACAUGAAUAACUGACGGAUUUUCCUAUAUUUUGUUGUAGAAAACUUACCUUCUUUUUAAAACUAUAGAUGUUAUUGAUGAAAUUCACGAAGGCUUUGGGUGUUUGUUGUAAAUGAUAUUAAAAACUUGUACAUUUGA